AUGGGAAUCUUUUGGUUCAAGUCCCAUGGCAUCUACUUCGGAGCCUGCCAAAUCCAGAUGUUCUGCAUCCACUCCUUUUCCUUCAUGGAGUCCUCAGUGCUCCUUGUCAUGUCCUUUGAUCGGUUUGUGGCCAUCUGCUAUCCCCUGAGGUAUAUGGUCAUCAUCACUGGCCAAAGAGUGGUCAGGGUAGGCCUGGUUGUCAUUCUGCGGGGACCCUUGGCUCUUGUUCCCAUUGUUUUUCUCCUUAAGGCUUUUCCUUUUUGUGGGUCUCGAGUCCUCUCCCACUCUUUCUGCCUGCACCAGGAGGUGAUACACUUGGCCUGCACAGACACCACCUUCAACAACCUGUACGGGCUGUUAUUGGUGGUGUUUACUGUGGUGCUGGACCUGGUGCUCAUUGCACUGUCCUACGGGGUCAUCCUGCACACGGUGGCAAGACUGGCCUCCAAAGGGGAGCGGCUCCGAGCCUUCCAAACAUGCACCUCACACCUCUGUGCUGUGCUGGUAUUCUUUGUACCGAUGGUGGGGCUGUCCUUGGUUCAUCGCUUUGGGAAGCAUGCCCCACCUGCUGUCCACCUUCUUAUGGCCAAUGUCUACCUCUUUGUGCCUCCCAUGCUUAAUCCAAUCAUAUACAGUAUUAAAACCAAGGAGAUCCGCCAUGCCAUCAGCAAGUUCCUGGGUCUUAGAAAGGCCAAUGCUGACUCAUGA
Odocoileus virginianus texanus is the source of this 708-nucleotide messenger RNA. The record is from RefSeq and is a predicted model, not a curated record. Lineage: Eukaryota; Metazoa; Chordata; Mammalia; Artiodactyla; Cervidae.